This is a messenger RNA of Aspergillus ochraceoroseus IBT 24754, 1557 nucleotides long. RefSeq names its product GABA permease GabA. Gene Ontology annotation, molecular function: transmembrane transporter activity. NCBI's taxonomy places the organism in Eukaryota, Fungi, Ascomycota, Eurotiomycetes, Eurotiales, Aspergillaceae. Gene Ontology annotation, cellular component: membrane. The transcript is spliced from 19 exons. The record is from RefSeq and is a predicted model, not a curated record. Gene Ontology annotation, biological process: amino acid transport; transmembrane transport. Bases 1 to 1557 code for a protein of 518 amino acids.
AUGAAACAAAUCCAAGGGGACGAUGACGCCCAGCUGGCGGCCAUGGGCCACAAGGCCGAGCUGAAUCGCAAUUUCUCGAUGCUAUCAAUGUUGGGCUUAGCCUUUGCCAUUCUGAAUUCCUGGACUGCCCUCUCCGCCAGUUUAAACCUUAGUCUUCCGUCUGGAGGCCCGGUUAGUGUUGUCUGGGGUUUGGUGACGGCUGGUAUUUGUAACCUGAGCAUUGCGGCGUCUCUUGCCGAGUUUCUGUCCGCGUAUCCUACAGCUGGUGGGCAAUAUCAUUGGGUCGCAGUCUCGUGGGAAAACUGGAUCCCAAUUCUGUCAUGGGUCACUGGCUGGGUGAAUGUUUCUGGUUGGCUCGCUUUGACCGCCACCGGUGGACUGCUUGGUAGCAACCUGAUCAUCGGUAUUAUUUCAUUGCUCCACCCGACAUACGUUUUUCAACGCUGGCAUCAGUUCUUGUUGUACAUUGCCUACAACAUUGCUGGGUUCUUCGUCAAUGCUUUCAUGAACUCCGCACUUCCCCUGGCGACCAAGGGUGCAUUCAUCUGGUCGCUCACCGGAUUUGUUGUUAUCUCCAUCACAGUGCUCGCUUGCGCAUCGCCAAACUAUAGUUCCGGAAAAUUUGUGUUCGGAGACUUUAUCAACCAGACAGGCUGGCCUGAUGGUCUUUCUUGGUUGCUUGGAUUGCUGCAAGGUGGACUUGGUCUCACUGGAUUUGAUGGUGUCGCCCACAUGAUUGAAGAAAUCCCCAACCCCUCUAUCGUUGGCCCCAGGAUUAUGAUUGGCUGUGUUGUUAUUGGUAUCUCCACAGGCUUCAUCUUCCUGGUUGUACUACUUUUUGUUGCUGGUGAUAUCGACCUUGUCAUCAGCUCCACUGCAACCCCCCUGCUGCAGAUCUUCAAGAACGCAACCAACAGUAAUGCGGGAUCCAUUUGCCUUCUGAUGUUCCCACUUGUCUGUAUCUUAUUCGCCACGAUCACCAUUAUGACAACAAGUAGCCGAAUGAUCUACGCCUUCGCUAGAGAUGGUGGCCUUCCCGCUUCGCCAUUUUUCAGCACAAUCCACCCAAAGCUCAAGGUCCCCUUGAAUGGUCUGUACCUGACCAACUUCCUGGUAAUUGUCUUUGGCUGCAUUUUCCUUGGUUCUUCCAGUGCAUUCAACGCCAUUAUUUCAUCAUCUGUCGUUAUGCUUGACAUUUCAUACGGCAUUCCAAUUGCAGUCAACUGCCUUCGAGGCCGCAAUAUGCUGCCUGAAAGACCUUUUGUCCUUCCAAGUGCUCUCGGCUGGAUCGCUAAUAUCAUUGCCUUGUCGUAUAUUUCACUCACUACAGUGCUCUUCCUAUUCCCCCCUGGGAUUCCCGUUACCGGUAGCAGCAUGAACUACUGUGUCGCUGCCUUCGGUAUCAUCUUCAUCGUCUCAGCUUUACAGUGGGUCUUUGAUGGCCGGAAGAACUUUACCGGCCCAAGAUUCGACGAGAACGUCCUGGCGGAGAUUGACGGCAGGAGUACUUAUAGCUUGGAGCAGCAGACUGAGCAGGCUGUCAGUCAUAGCAAAUAA